This is a messenger RNA of Capsaspora owczarzaki ATCC 30864, 1602 nucleotides long. RefSeq names its product translation elongation factor 1-alpha. Gene Ontology annotation, biological process: translation; translational elongation. The transcript has a single exon. Gene Ontology annotation, molecular function: GTP binding; translation elongation factor activity; GTPase activity. Bases 55 to 1449 code for a protein of 464 amino acids. The record is from RefSeq and is a predicted model, not a curated record. Lineage: Eukaryota; Filasterea; Ministeriida; Capsasporidae.
AAUGCUCACUCUUCCAUUUUUUUAUUAUUUAACACACACAGAACAACCUUCACAAUGGGCAAGGAGAAGACUCACAUUAACAUCGUCGUUAUCGGCCACGUCGAUUCCGGCAAGUCGACCUCGACUGGUCACCUCAUCUACAAGUGCGGUGGUAUCGACAAGCGCACCAUCGAGAAGUUCGAGAAGGAAGCUCAGGAAAUGGGCAAGGGCUCUUUCAAGUACGCCUGGGUCCUCGACAAGCUCAAGGCUGAGCGCGAGCGUGGCAUCACCAUCGACAUUGCCCUCUGGAAGUUCGAGACCUCCAAGUUCUACGUCACCAUCAUUGACGCCCCCGGCCACCGCGAUUUCAUCAAGAACAUGAUCACCGGUACCUCGCAGGCUGACUGCGCCGUCCUCAUCGUUGCCGCCGGCACUGGUGAGUUCGAGGCUGGCAUCUCCAAGGACGGCCAGACCCGUGAGCACGCCCUGCUCGCCUACACCCUCGGUGUCAAGCAGCUGAUUGUCGGCAUCAACAAGAUGGACUCGAUCAAGUUCGCUGAGGAGCGUUACAACGAAAUCGUCACUGAGGUCUCGAACUACAUCAAGAAGAUCGGCUACGACCCCAAGACCGUCGCUUUCGUCCCCAUCUCUGGCUGGCACGGCGACAACAUGCUCGAGGCCUCCGAGAACAUGCCCUGGUUCAAGGGAUGGACUAUCGAGCGCAAGGAGGGCAACGCCUCCGGCAAGACCCUCAUUGAGGCUCUUGACGCCAUCUCGCCCCCCAAGCGCCCCACGGACAAGCCCCUCCGUCUCCCCCUCCAAGACGUCUACAAGAUUGGCGGUAUCGGCACUGUGCCCGUCGGCCGUGUCGAGACUGGUGUCCUCAAGCCCGGCAUGGUUGUCACCUUCGCCCCCAGCAACGUGACCACCGAAGUCAAGUCGGUCGAAAUGCACCACGAGUCCCUCCCCGAGGCCAACCCCGGUGACAACGUCGGCUUCAACGUCAAGAACGUUGCCGUCAAGGACAUCCGUCGUGGCAACGUUGCCGGCGACUCGAAGAACGACCCCCCGAAGGAGACCAAGACCUUCACCGCCCAGGUCAUCGUCCUCAACCACCCCGGCCAGAUCUCCAACGGCUACGCCCCAGUCCUCGACUGCCACACUGCCCACAUUGCCUGCAAGUUCCAGGACAUCAAGGAGAAGUGCGACCGUCGCUCUGGCAAGAAGCUCGAAGACGCCCCCAAGUUCGUCAAGUCCGGCGAUGCCGCUAUUGUCGAGCUCCUCCCCACCAAGCCCAUGUGCGUUGAGGCUUUCUCUGACUACCCCCCGCUCGGCCGCUUCGCCGUCCGUGACAUGCGUCAGACCGUCGCCGUCGGUGUCAUCAAGGCCGUCGACAAGUCCGCCAAGGAUGCCAAGGCUGAUGGCAAGGACAAGAAGGCUGCUGCCCCCGCCAAGGCUGCCAAGAAGUAAAUUUUGUGUUUGCCAAGACACAUUUGUUUAUUUCAAUCAUUUCUAAGACCAAAAAGGGAUUUCAUGAUUUUUGUUGCUUGCAUUGAAGUUUUUUUUGGUUGUCAUUUUUUUUGCGUUGGUUAUGAGCGCAAUAUAUUCCAUUAUGGCAAGAAA